This is a messenger RNA of Vollenhovia emeryi, 1236 nucleotides long. RefSeq names its product SUMO-activating enzyme subunit 1 (gene Aos1). Gene Ontology annotation, cellular component: cytoplasm; SUMO activating enzyme complex. Gene Ontology annotation, biological process: protein sumoylation. The coding region runs from base 101 to 1105 and encodes 334 amino acids. The record is from RefSeq and is a predicted model, not a curated record. The transcript is spliced from 7 exons. Lineage: Eukaryota; Metazoa; Arthropoda; Insecta; Hymenoptera; Formicidae. Gene Ontology annotation, molecular function: SUMO activating enzyme activity.
GAGAGGACAUGGGCGAGUUUGGGCGCCAUAUUGAUUACAUGCCGCGUUCUUUGCGGAGAUUGAGUAUUUUGCAGUGAUAAAUAUAAACGACUUCUGAACGAUGCUGGACCACAAGCAGACGGAAGAGCUGACGGAUCACGAAGCCGAGUUGUAUGACCGGCAACUUCGUCUGUGGGGCUUGGACUCGCAAAAACGAUUGCGAGCUGCGAAAGUUCUCUUGAUAGGACUGGAUGGCUUCGGGGCGGAAAUUGCUAAGAAUGUUAUUCUAGCUGGAGUUAAGAGUGUUACGUUUUUGGACCAUAGAAGUGUAACUGAGCUAGACAGAUGCUCGCAGUUCUUUAUACCUAAAGAAGAUAUUGGAAAGAAUAAAGCUGAAGCGUCAUUGCUGCGAGCGCAGAACCUGAAUCCCAUGGUUAAUAUUAGCGCAGACUCGGGCAAGGUUGACGAUAAGCCUGACGAAUAUUUUGGGCAGUUUGAUGUGGUGUGUGCCAUGCACUGUACUAUCACACAGCUGAAAAGAGUCAAUAGAGCGUGCAGAAAUCAAAAGGUCAAAUUCUUUGCCGGGGAUGUGUGGGGCGCAAUUGGUUAUGUAUUCAUAGACUUGCAGGAACACGAAUAUGUAGAGGAUGUGCCGAAAACAAAGAAAGUGAUAAUACUGAAAGAAAGUGGCGAACCCGUGGGCAAAGAAAAGAUUGAAACCAUGAUAGUUAAUGAAAAGCGCACGGAUAAUUUUGUACCGUUUGAGUUUAUUCUAAAUGCUCCAAAAACGUCUUUAGUUAGGGAGGAAGAAAUCUACUAUAUGAUGCUAAUACUGCUGAAUUACCGCGAAAAAUAUGGCGAAGACCCAAUGCCUAGUGAAAGAGGUUGUGAGAACCUGAAAAAUGAAGCUUCUGUAAUUAUUAAAAAAUAUGAGUUGGGGGACAAGAUAGACCACCUAGUGGAAAGCGAUUUGUAUGCGCAACUCAGUCCAGUUUGCUCUAUCGUCGGUGGCGUAAUGGCUCAAGAAAUUAUCAAGGCGGCAUCGCAGAAACAUGCUCCACUCAAUAAUUUAUUUACAUUUAAUCCAGCCACAUCAUGCGGAGUUAUUUUGAAAUUGGGUUAUUAAACGUGUGUAGAGCUGAGUAUACUAAAAAUUUUCUACUUUAAUACUCUGUGAUACAUUGAAUAUUAUGUUUCCCUAUUUAUCCCUCCUUUUUGUACGUAAAAUAUUACAAGAAUAUAUUUUGUCACCACUUA